AUGGGUAAUGAUCGGAAAGGCGCCGACUAUGCCGACCCUGUGAAUUCGGUGGAAGCGAUCCUGGAACAGCUUCAGCAAGGAGAGACACUUGUUCGAGAUGUCGACGAUGCUGCUGCUGCUGCCGCGGCAAGACGCCAACUCAGGUGUCUUGCAGCUUCAGUUGGCUCGAACACAAGCUCUGGUCCGUCGCUUCGGUCUAUGAUCUCAGCGCUCUCAGUAUUGUCGCGGCUUUGCGAUCAGAAAUUCAUCACUUUCAGCUAUAGCGACAUUCUGAUCGCCUGGAGAGUGAUCUACAUCGACACGCAGCUUCUGAAAGCAUGUUGCGCGCUCAGCAUUCCCUCGGACGGUCAUGUAGAUCAGACGGCCACUCUGAGACGAUGCAUUCGCGACCUUGAUUUGGCGCUUAUUGUGGCCGGCGCCACCUCGCUCUCGAAACAUCAGCCGUGCCAUGCACUCAUCCUCGCCCUCCAGAGCAGGCUCUUGGAUCGGGGACCUCAAGAUAUUGAGCACAAAGUGCAGCCUUGCGCCUCAUCGGACGACACUCGCGCCCGCAAGAGACUUAAGACGACACCAGCUGAGUCAAUGAAACCCAUUUUCAUGACGGUAUCGCAGGCAGACUCUCGUAUCGUCGAGUAUGACUUCUCUCAAGCCCCCACCUUGAUGGAUCUCUCAAGCAUAGAUUCGAGCGUUCGCUCCAAGCCUUUUAUCGUUCGUGGUUAUGCGCAGCGCACUGGUUGGUCGGCUGUGCAGUCAGAUGGUGGGCAAGGCUCUUGGUGCUCGGUCAAUCAUCUUCUCAAGGCUGCAGGUCCCGCCAGAGUAGUGCCUGUCGAGGUCGGCGCCAACUACACAGGAGCAGAUUGGGGACAAGAUAUGAUGCUCUGGAGCGACUUUCUUCGACACUGUCGCUGGCAUCAAGCUGUCAUACCAAACGAGGACUCGCACUCGGAGAGUGAGAACGGCCUCGGAUCGAGUCAAGUUGUCCUCUACAUGGCCCAACACGACCUGGCGAGUCAAUUUCCAGCACUACAGCAAGACUACCGCCUCCCGGACUACGUCUACACUUGUCCGUCCGCCGCGAAAGAUUGGCCUGACUACAAGCCACCUGCCACGGAAGACGGAGUGAUAACCAACCUCUGGGUCGGGCCCGCUGGAACGAUCUCGCCUCCGCACCACGAUGCCUACUACAAUUGCUUUGUUCAAGCAGUAGGUUACAAAGAAGUUUGGGUCUUGUCGCCUCAUUUGUGCCCUCGCAAAGAUGUUCAAUCGCCGUUGUCGUCGUGUGAGGACAAGUUUGCAUUCGACAAGGCGACGACUAAGGCCUCCAUCGCCGAGACUCUGAUGACGAACACAGCAAGCAUGGAUGUCUUUGACAAGACCGUGUCGAUCCGGUCGGACAUCAAGGCAGCAGCGAGUAACGCUAUCCUCGGGCCGGGCGAUCUUCUCUACAUGCCCCCAGGCUGGUGGCAUUCUCUGCGAAGCUUGACUCGGAGCUUCUCGGUCUCCACAUGGUUCUGA
Ustilago hordei is the source of this 1515-nucleotide messenger RNA. RefSeq lists its product as uncharacterized. Bases 1 to 1515 code for a protein of 504 amino acids. The record is from RefSeq and is a predicted model, not a curated record. The transcript has a single exon. Gene Ontology annotation, molecular function: 2-oxoglutarate-dependent dioxygenase activity. Lineage: Eukaryota; Fungi; Basidiomycota; Ustilaginomycetes; Ustilaginales; Ustilaginaceae.